This is a messenger RNA of Anopheles darlingi, 714 nucleotides long. RefSeq names its product protein D3-like. The record is from RefSeq and is a predicted model, not a curated record. NCBI's taxonomy places the organism in Eukaryota, Metazoa, Arthropoda, Insecta, Diptera, Culicidae. The transcript has 2 exons. The coding region runs from base 1 to 714 and encodes 237 amino acids.
AUGCUGCCGCUGCUGCAGUCAGUGCUAGUGUUCGUUGUGUCAAUCCUGUGCAUUUCUUUCGUAUCCCGGGCAUCCGAUAUCCUGAACGAUGCACACGUGUACCGCUCGUUCGCCUCGUACGAGGUUGUACCGGAUGUGAUCGAUGAAGCACCAGAUUGUUGGGCACGGGUAUCGUUCAAAAGUGGUCGACAGGCGGAGGGAGGUAAUCGCCUAACACCAACCCAAAUCCGUAAUCCACCGGUUGUGGCAUGGAACGCUAACGAACGUGCGCUCUACUCGCUCAUCAUGACGGAUCCGGACGUACCGUCGCGGGAUGAUCCACGGUUCCGCGAGUUCAUACACUGGGCCGUCGGUAACAUCCCCGGGAAUGAUAUCGAUCGAGGUGAAACGUUGGUCGAGUAUCUGGGCGCAAUCACACCGCGCGGAACCGGACUGCAUCGGUUCGUGGUGCUGGUGUUUGAGCAUCUGCAGAAGCUGGACUUUGCCGGAGAGCCUCGGAUAUCGAACCAGUGCGGAACGGUGCGACGUUACUUCUCGACGCGCAACUUUACGCGCAAGUACGAUCUGACCAACCUGUACGCGGGCAACUUCUUCCAGACGCACUACGAUGACUACGUGCCAACGUUGCAGGCACAGCUGCGCGAAUGUGAGGACGAAAGUUCGCUGAACGAACUGAACGGACCGCGCAACGGGACCGUGUUCGGAGGAUCGUAG